CAGGAAGUUGUCCAGAUAUCCGCAGGGCCUGUGAAAAAGAGUUGGGCUGGGGUGGGAGUGAGAAGGUGCCGUUGACGGCACUGAUGGGAAUGAAAGACUUCGUUUAGUUUCUCUCUGUUUGAAGAGCAGCUUCACGGCAGGGCUGCGGGAUUUAUGACAGUCACGGCUGAACACAGAAGAACAGAUCAGAGGCGUUCGUUUUCCUGAAACAGUUGGACGGUUCUGCUUCUGGUCCUGCUGCUGAUCUUAGUCAGCACAGGAGGGACAAGGUCAACGGCCAGUGACCUGAAGGACGCCGAAGAUGAAGGUUCUAGGGAUGUUUCUGUUGCUGGGACUGAGCUGCACAUCUACAGCUGCAUCAGGCGAUCCGUGGGGUCUGUGUCCAGUAACCAGAAAGUGCAAAGAAAAAUUUGGAGACGGGUCAUGUGACAAAGAGUGUAUAGAGCCCGAGUGUCUCAGAGAUGGCUUUGACUGCGAGAAGGACAGAGGCCACUGCAAUCCUGACCACAUCAAGUAUUGUCGUGAUCAUUACGCCGACUCCCACUGUGGCCAGGGAUGCAACAGUGCCCCCUGUGGCUGGGAUGGCAGUGAUUGUUUCACCCAACAGAGUCCUGUGUGGGCUAAAGGUACCCUGGUUCUCCACACCAACAUCCCUUUAGAACGUGGAACCUUCUCCAACAGCUCCCUGUUAUGGGCGCUUAGUGUCAUUCUCCAAUCGCCACUCAAGCUCCGAGGCUCCGCCUACUUGGCCACCACCAGAAACCUGUAUGACUUCAACCCACAGCAGCUCAUUGACCUUCUGGCUCAGGCAAAACCCACUGAUUCGAAUGGAUCCCUCCUCUUUCUCCAAGUGGACAACAGGCCAUGCGCCCGUCUGCCAUCUACCUGUUUCCCCCACGCCAUACAGGCUGCCAGUUUCCUACGGGCCGUGUUGUUGCUGAAGCCUACAUCAUUUCCAGCCCUUCCAGAGCUGAAGUCUGUCAUCAGCAUCAGAGGUGUCCGGGAGGAAAUAGGGAACAGAGAGGAGGAAACGCUGAAACAGCCCGUGGAAGAUUCAAACCCUGUGUGGCUGUGGGCCGUGAUUGCCAUCGCAGUGGCCCUGUUGCUGCUUCUGCCCCUGCUUGUCUUCCUGGUGGUGAGGAGGGUGAGGCAGCAGCGGGUGGAGAGGGAGAGCAACGACAGAGUGAGACACCGCUCUACGGUAACCGACACUGAGAGCAAAACCAAAGGCUGGGCCCCACGCACUGCCCAGCAGGAACAACGGGUCAGAACCAGCAGGGAGAAGGAAAAGAUCAGCCUAAGGAAGAAAAAGAAAGCCAAGGAAGCAGAGAAGAAGAGGAGGAGGGAGCCGCUGGGCGAGGACGCUAUUAGGAUGAGGCCUCUGAAAAGAGACCAGGACAUAGGAAGCGACACAGACUUCACACAAAGUUCAAUGGAAGACAUCAACGCUAGAUGUUCCAGACGUCAAGAGGACACCUCCAUCUGUGACCACAGGACACCAGAGCAGAAACACUACAGACCUGGACCCUCGCAGUCCCACAGAGCCAUUCAGGCUCCACCUAGAGGAUGGGAUAGAAAUGCCAUGCCUCCUCCUCUGCUCAGCCCUCCUCAACAGGUCAGUGUGUUAUAUCACUCAGCCGAAUGGUGUGGUCCAGACGGUUCUGUGGUUCUGAUCCGAGCUGUCCGUAGUGGACUGGACCGAGUGGUUCUGGAGCUGCUGAGAGCAGGAGUUCCAGUCAACAACACGGAUCACACUGGGAGAUCAGCCCUGCACUGGGCAUGCUCUGUAAACCACCUCUCCCUUACGAGGACCCUUAUACGCUACGGGGCUGCUGUGGACCUCCAAGACAACAAGGGUGAGACGCAGCUCUUCCUCUCUGCUCUCCACGGCUGUUACGACACAGCCAGACUCCUCCUUCUUCAUGGUGCCAACCUGGACCUCCACGACCGAAGAGGCCGACGGCCAAUUGAUGUAGCCAGGGAGGGGAUGCGUCACCAAGUUCUGGAGCUCCUGCUGGCUCACCAAAUUCAGAGAGGGCCUGUCACCGAAGACUCACCCAACGACAUUAUGUGGGACGAGAGGACUAUGAUGUACUCUCCGUGGGUGGCAUCACCGGGUCUGCCUGGUAGAAGUGCCUCAUUCUCUGGGGUGCUAGGACAUCGAGAUAUGACGCCUCCUCCACCUCCUCCAAAUGACUGGUUGAUGAACAGAGUGCAGUACCCCUCCCCUCAGAACUGGCGACCACAGCUCAACCAAUCAGCAACAGCACUGGUCCCUCCCAGAGUCAUGGGUCGCUCACCUCGGCCGAUCAGCACGCUACAAGAGGUGACCUCAGAAGAUGAGGAUCGGGACAGGCAUCAGGACAACCCCAGGGCUGCAACACCUCACUUCCUGUCCCCGCAACCUGCCCCUCGUCAGCGUUCCUUCUCCUGCACCCAGCAUGCAUUCCAGCGUCGCUCCAGUGCCAUACAGCCAGAUCCCAAUUACAUCAUAGUGUCUGACAGAGCAGCCAGUGAGACCAUAGAGAGAGUUAUUGUUUCUCCUCCCACCGAACUAGUCGUCCAAUCAGAUCAGCCACCGGUAAUAAAUGGAGAAAAUCCCAGCAGAGCAGAACAGGCAGCAGUAAGUUCAACAAACACAGAGCAAAAGUCUAGGAGUGAGAGGUCAAACAACAGCAACGGCACCACACAAACAGCUUUGUAGAAAUAAAACAUCAUUUUCAGCCCUUUAUCAGUUGCUAGGAGUCAAAUAUUAAAAAGAAUCCAAGAUGUUUUUUUCCUCUCAAUUCUUAAUUGUUAUUGUCCUAUAUUGCAACCAGUGAAAUCACCCCCUGGUGGCCAGCUGCUACUGUACAGCCCCUGACCUCCUUCAUCUCUACUGUUGGCUUCAUCCUUUUUUGCAUAUAUAUUUUGAUCAUAAAAUAUUAACUAAACUAUUAUGGGGGCAGAAUUUUAAAAUGUAAUAUAAAUCACAUCUGCUUACAAGAAGACAUAAAUGUUUAUGACCUAAAAUGUAUAUUAACUUAUAGUAAAUUUGACUUGUUUUCUUGUUUACCAACAUAUUACCUUUAAACUUUUGGUAUAGUUUCUGUUAUCUCACGACUAUUUGUAGCUAAAUGUAAGAUAUGCAUUGUUUCUUGAUCAGCUUUGACUUAAGCUAUUUUGUUUGCAAUUUUUGCCAGAUGUUGCAACACGUAUUUUUGAUAACUAUUAGCUUUUAUUAAGGCUGCCUUUAUCGAAAGCUCUUCUAUUUUUAUCUCUGUGUAGGUGAUUUUGUACCUUUAAGUUAUUGUUUACUUGUUAUCAUUAUAAUAUUUAUUGGCCUAUGAAGUGGGAAAUUGCGUCAUUUUAGCCAUUUAGCCAUCCAAAAAAAACUUUACAUGUGGACUUGGCCUGUACACAGUCAUUCCAAAAAAUAAAGAAAACUUCUACCCAGUUUCAUGCAUGGAGAGCUUGAAAUAAUAUCACCCAGCAACGUGUCCGUCUGUCUGGUAUCACCUGGUAGCUUUGUUUGUUUUCUUGCUUUACGUUUUAAUUCAUUUUUAUUUCUACGUGGCAACAUUCGCAGAUGUUACGGCUGAGAUAAACAGCCUGUCAGUUUACAUGAUCUUUGUCCGUCGUCAUUUUGUCAUUGAUCCACAGUAUGAUGUCUUACUACACUGUCUACUUACUGGUUGCACUCGGGUUAGUGCAGAAACGUCAAGUCGUAUGGUUUUGUCUGUAUAUUUUGAAGAAAAAUGUCAAAAUUUUGUUGAUGUAUACAAUUAAAUGAUUUUUGAUAAAAUUAGGAUGACGUUUCUUUUAGUUGCAUUUGUGACUUGGGUACAAGUGUGUGUCCUGAUCAUGUCCUCAGUUCGGUGUUCAUAUUGUUUUGUAUAUGGUCGAUGGUUAACGUGAAUAAAAGCUUUGAACAAGA
Messenger RNA from Cynoglossus semilaevis (tongue sole), 3916 nucleotides. RefSeq names its product notch receptor, like (gene notchl). Bases 302 to 2704 code for a protein of 800 amino acids. Gene Ontology annotation, molecular function: protein binding. Gene Ontology annotation, cellular component: membrane. Gene Ontology annotation, biological process: cell differentiation; Notch signaling pathway; multicellular organism development. The transcript is spliced from 11 exons. The record is from RefSeq and is a predicted model, not a curated record. Lineage: Eukaryota; Metazoa; Chordata; Actinopteri; Pleuronectiformes; Cynoglossidae.